AGUCAGCCCAAAAGAAGAAGAAGAACAAAGCGGAAGCCUAUAAAAAAAAGAAAAAAAUCCUAGAAGCUUGUGAACACCAUCGACGUGUUGUGUUGGCGUUCACACUAAAAUGUCUUCCCUUCUAUUAUUUAGGUCAUUUGUCAGUGACAGACUGACUGUGGCCGUGGAGGAAAUAAUGGGGAUGUUUGAGAAAACAAUGGCGGAAUACAAGGAGGAGCUGCUGGGAGCUCGUCAGCCCAACAACAACUGCGAUGCUGCUCACCACAUCUGGCCUAUGCUAACCACAGUGAAGGUCUCUCCUGUGCAUCGGGAGACGACUCCAGUGCCUCCAUACAUCAAAGAAGAUGCUGCUCACCACAUCCGGCCUAUGCUAACCACAGUGAAGUUUUCUCCUGUGCAUCGGGAGACGAGUCCAGUGCCUCCAUACAUCAAAGAAGAACCGGAAGAAAUCUGGACAAGUCCGAUAGCAAAACCAGAGGAGUUUGGUACCCCCAACGUCCGGUUCCCCUCUGCUCCUGUUAACGGUGAAGGCGCUAAAGAGAAACCUCUGUCCUCUAGCAUACAGCAAAGGCAGAGUGUUGAGAACAGAGAAACCGCUUCAUCAGUCUCCAGCCCAGGUGAGCCAUUUGAAGGCGAACUUUAUGGAGAGGACCGCAGAGGCCCCGGUGCGACUUUUCACUCGGAUACAGCUGGUAUUCUAAAAGCAGCCAACAAUACUCCACCUGCGGUUUUUCAUCAUUUAAUGACGGAAGACUUGAAUAACGGCAGGAACUUUUUCGUCAAACAUAAGCCGCCGUCAGACUCGCAGAAGUACGUCGAUCCCGUACCUCCUCAUAGCUCUCGCCAUCCCACGAAAUGUUACGAGUGCCCAGAGUGUGGCAAAAUAUUCAAAUACAACAACAUAUUGCAGAGGCAUAUGUCGUGUCACACCGGAGCCAAGCCAUUUGGCUGCAUUGAAUGCGGCAGAAAAUUUACACAAAAGUCGAGUUUGGACCGACACAAAAGAAUGCACACGGGGGAGAAGCCUUUUAGCUGUUUGUUUUGUGGCAAAACCUUCACCCGUGGGGGCACAUUGACCUCACACAUGAGGUUUCAUACGGGGGAGAACCCUUUCACUUGCUCCAUAUGCAAGAAAGGUUGUAACAACAGGGCGGCGCUUUUGAAGCACAUUCGCACACACGAGAGUUACAUAUAGUAAAGAGUUCAGUCUCAAGUGUCAGUCAUUUAUUUAUGAUGAUACAAAAUGCCGGUUGCAAGCAGCGCUUUUCCACAGUUGCUGAACCGUAAGGGAACACAUUUAUGCAGUCUUUUGAAACAUCACCAGACGUCCGCAGGUUAAUCCGUUCUAAAAGGUCACGGGAAGACAGAAUCAUACACACACAUAAAAUAAUUGCUUUUUCUUACCCAGAAUGCAAAAUUCCGAAGCUUCAACGUACAAUUUGAAGGACCCAUAGGGUCCAGGUGACUAAUAUUUACAGGUUAUCUGUAGUUAUUGCUCUUGAAAAUUAAUCUGGUCGUCACUUCCCAUAAUUUUUGACUUUCCAUCACCAGACUCUAUAUGCCACUAUUACUAGACCUGGCCUCGGUUCUGCUGAUGCAAGCCCCGGUUCCUAAAUGUGCUGAAAUGAGUGUGUAUUUAGAGGAACAUUUUACCUGUAGAACUCUUGAAUUUCAAUCCUACAAAUAAAUCACCAAAAGACGCAAUCCCUACCUCGAUUUUCAUACGUAACACUUUGUUUGAUUCGUUGUUGAAUGAAAAUGUCAAAUCAUGCCUUAGUUUUCGUACACUGUCUCGUUAUUAUCCAGCCAAACGUUGCUUGUAACCAACUUGUUUGUCAGGCGGCUUAUCAUUGUGCGUAAUCGAGUGACCCAAGCUUUGCUCGAUAUUGACGAUAAACAAUAUAAGCUUUUAACACUAUCAUUAUAUCGUGAGAAUGCAUGGCGAUGACAUAUUCUAGCUCUGUCCUGUCAAUUUGACAGCGACAAACAGAUGUGUCCUCAACGUACCGUAGACAUAUUUUUAGGCCCAGAACUCUGAAUUCCUGCACUUGAUGUAAUAAUCAUAUGUCCGUAUUUCCGUAGGCGUGUGCCCUUGUUUGUGUUUGUUCACGUCUGUCAAUGCACCUCGCUGGAGCGAUAGGUGGAGAAAGACGAAGUGUUGGUGGGUGUGUGUAGAGAUGGUGUGCAAAUUGGGGUUAUUGGAACUCGUGAGCGUUGCCAUUGACGUGUUAUGGUCAGAAUAAAGAAAAUACAAAUGAG
Messenger RNA from Nerophis lumbriciformis (worm pipefish), 2259 nucleotides. RefSeq lists its product as uncharacterized. Gene Ontology annotation, biological process: regulation of transcription by RNA polymerase II. Gene Ontology annotation, cellular component: nucleus. Gene Ontology annotation, molecular function: DNA-binding transcription factor activity, RNA polymerase II-specific. Lineage: Eukaryota; Metazoa; Chordata; Actinopteri; Syngnathiformes; Syngnathidae. The record is from RefSeq and is a predicted model, not a curated record.